Candidozyma haemuli is the source of this 1005-nucleotide messenger RNA. RefSeq lists its product as uncharacterized. The coding region runs from base 1 to 1005 and encodes 334 amino acids. The transcript has a single exon. NCBI's taxonomy places the organism in Eukaryota, Fungi, Ascomycota, Pichiomycetes, Serinales, Metschnikowiaceae. The record is from RefSeq and is a predicted model, not a curated record.
AUGGCUACAGAACCAGCAUGGAAAAGACUUGGUCUUAAGAUCAAUGAAAACCGUGAGAAUACGUCCUUCUCUAGUGUUGUUCAUUUAGAAAGUGCCAAUGUGGAUAAGCAACUCGCAAAGAAACUCAACAAGAAGAGACACAGAGAAGAGGAGAACAAGAAGAAGAAUUCUAAAGAAAAGAAACCUCCAAAGAGAGCCAAGGUGCCUAAAUCUGAAAGAAAACCACCUCCAGAGAAGGACCAACUUGCAUACCUUCGUCAAUACGCUACAGACAAGGAAAACUGGAAGUUCAGCAAGCAGAAACAAAACUGGAUCUUGAAGAACUUGGACUCUAUUCCCAAUGAAUAUGAAGGUAACCUCAUUUCUUAUAUUGAAGGUAUUCAAGGUGGUGCUCGUGACAGGCUCGUGGAGCAGUUGACCGAGGUUGCAAACCAAUGGAAUGAGGUUUGCAAAGCUAUAGAAGAUAAGGUUAAUGCUGAGCUUUAUGGUGAUGGAAAAACAGAUGCCGAAAAUGAGGACUCUGAAAAGAAGGAAGAGGAGGAUAAGAAGGAAGGUCCACAAGUUACUCGUGAGCAUGCCAUAAGAACGAAGAAACUUCUACAUGCACUUACUGAUGAACCUGUUGAGUUUUUGGGCUUGACUGAGGAGGAGGAAAGCGAAUCCACCGAAGCUCAAAAGGGAACGCAGGAAUCCGAGACCAAGGAAAAUAAGGAAGAAGACAAGGACGAAGAAAAGGCUGAGGAUAACAGCGAGGAAGCACAGAAGGAAAGUCUGGAGGGAAAGGACGCCCCAAACCCAGAGUCUGACGACGAGAAGUCCGAAGAGAAGGGCGACCAACCAGAAGACAAUCUUAUCAUUGAACGUGUUGACGUUGAAGACUACUUCGAGGACUCAGACCCCGAGCCACCUAAAAAGAGCAAAAGCAGUUCGAAAAGUAAGUCAAAGAGCUCCAAGAGCAAAAGCAAGCUGAGCAAACACCGCAAGGCAUCUGAUGCAUCUAAAUAA